Molecule: messenger RNA, 1640 nt
Organism: Epinephelus fuscoguttatus (brown-marbled grouper)
Lineage: Eukaryota; Metazoa; Chordata; Actinopteri; Perciformes; Serranidae
Gene: desmb
Product: desmin b
Exons: 9
Coding region: 58-1476 (472 amino acids)
Biological process (GO): skeletal muscle organ development
Cellular component (GO): sarcolemma; intermediate filament; Z disc
Source: RefSeq, a predicted model, not a curated record
UCUUCCUCAGUGCUCCCCUCUGCUGCAGCCCUCAUUAGCCUCUCUGUGUCUUCCAACAUGACCUCCUACAGCUCCUCCGCUCAGUCCGCCUCCUCCUACCGCCGCCACUUCGGCCACGGCACUUACGCCUCGCCCUCCCUCAACCGCUCGCUGCUGGGCCACAGUGGCGGCGGUGGCGCGGGCCAUGUCUCCUCCAGGGUCUAUGAGGUGACCCGGACCAGCUCCACGCCGGCCUACCGGGUCUCCUCCAGCUACUACAGCAAGCCCCUGAUGACCUCCCGGGCUUCCGUCGGCCGCUCCUACGCCGGCAUGGGCGAGACGCUGGACUUCAGCCUGGCCGACGCCCUCAACCAGGAGUUCCUGACCACGCGGACCAACGAGAAGGCGGAGCUGCAGCACCUGAACGACCGCUUCGCCAGCUACAUCGAGAAGGUCCGCUUCCUGGAGCAGCAGAACCAGGCGCUGGCGGUGGAGGUGGAGCGGCUGCGCGGCCGCGAGCCCACGCGCAUCGCCGACCUGUACGAGGAGGAGAUGAGCGAGCUGAGGAGGCAGGUGGAGAUCCUGACCAAUCAGAGGUCGCGCAUAGAGGUGGAGCGGGACAACCUGGCCGACGACCUGGACAAGCUCAAACUCAGACUCCAGGAAGAGAUCCUCCAAAAAGAGGAAGCAGAGAACAACCUGGCUGCGUUCAGGGCGGACGUGGACGCUGCCACUCUGGCCCGUCUGGACCUGGAGAGACGCAUCGAGACGCUGCAGGAGGAGAUCGCCUUCCUCAAGAAGAUCCAUGAAGAGGAGAUCCGUGAGCUGCAGAUGCAGAUGCAGGAGAGUCAGGUGCAGAUCCAGAUGGACAUGUCCAAGCCCGACCUGACGGCAGCUCUGCGAGACAUCAGAGCUCAGUACGAGGGCAUCGCCGCCAAGAACAUCGCCGAGGCUGAGGACUGGUACAAGUCAAAGGUGUCCGACCUGAACCAGGCAGUGAGUAAAAACAACGAGGCGCUGAAGCAGGCCCGGCAGGAGACCAUGGAGUUCAGGCACCAGAUCCAGUCCUACACCUGCGAGAUCGACUCGCUCAAAGGCACCAAUGAGUCCCUGAUGAGGCAGAUGAGGGACAUGGAGGACCGCCACGGACGCGAGGCCAGCGGCUUCCAGGACACCAUCGCCCGGCUGGAGGCGGAGAUCGCCAACAUGAAGGACGAGAUGGCGCGCCACCUCCGCGAGUACCAGGACCUGCUCAACGUCAAGAUGGCGCUGGAUGUGGAGAUCGCCACCUACAGGAAGCUGCUGGAAGGCGAGGAGAGCAGGAUCACUUUGCCUGUGCAGAGCUACUCCACCCUGAGCUUCAGAGAGACCAGCCCUGAGCACCCGCAGCGCUCCGCUGAGAUGCAUUCAAAGAAAACUGUCCUCAUCAAGACCAUCGAGACCCGUGAUGGAGAGGUCGUCAGCGAGUCGACGCAGCACCAGCAGGACAUCAUGUAACCAUCUGCAGAGGAGACGAAGAAACAAGAAACAACAACACAUCUGCCCGAGUCUGAGUCAGACAGAUGAAGAAAAGAUGCGCAAAUAAAACUAAAAGUAAAAAGACUUGAGUCGUGAUUAUGGCCUGUACUGUGCUGGUGUUAAAGCUCAUAUGUGAAUUUGAA